UAACCAAAAUUUGACUGUGAAAAUGUUGUGAUAUUUGUUCUGAUAUAUUCUAUGCAAUUCUAUGCAAGUUGUAAACCUGCUCGUUUUUUGGACGCUUUUAUUAUGAAAGUUAAUUUUACCAGUUGACAAAACGUAAGCCGUGACAUGGGUCGUCGAGGACGGGAGAAAUUUAAUGUUGGUUCGGCUAGUCGUAGAAGAACAGUCCUUCAAAUUGAACCAGUUUCUCGCAGAAAAGAAAACGAAGGUACUGUUCAACUGAGUUCACGGAAAAGAGAGAUUAAUCCAACAAGCAUUUCAGGUAUUGGACUACUUGGUCAAUAUGCUGAAAACAGUGAUGAAGAUGAAGAACAGCAAGGUUCCUCCAGUGGUGAAGAGAAUACAAAAGAUUUAGAUGAAACAAAACCUAGCGAAAACGUUCAAAUUGACUCGAAACUUGAUGACUUUUUCAAAGAGAUAGAAGCAAUAGGCACCGAAGAUUCUACGUCAACGGAAGUGUCCGGUCAAACUGUAACUCGGGAUUCAACAAGCCUGGAGGAACAAGCAGAUGGGAGUGCAGUUUAUCAAAACGUUAAAGACUACGUUCUGCCUGAACCAUGGCAAGAAGUAUGUGAUCCAACCACAAACUAUGUCUACUAUUGGAAUACGCUGACCAAUGAAGUGUCCUGGGAAUUGCCACAUAUUUGUGGGCCUACCGAGAUGCAAAUAUCUACAGUGGAAAAUGUGCAACAGUCUAGUCUAUCAGGAAAUCAAUUAGUUCAGGAUAACCAAGAUGAAUAUCAAUCAUCUUCAAGCGAUGAAGAAAAUACCGCUGAACCUAAUGAUAAUACCAUGCAAACUGCUGAUCACGCUGAAGGUGUACAUAAGGUUGCUGUUGAACUAGAGGAAUCACCAAUCCUGGGAACAGCCAUUAUACUUCCCGGUAGCACAUCAGGGCUAGCAAAGAGGGAGAUAGCAAGUUCAUCGCCUGAUAAUCUUAUUGCUGAACGUUUGGAUCAGAAUUUGAAUAAUACGUCUUUAAAAUCGAAUGAACAGUGUGAAGGUCUAAAACCUGAAUCCUUGAGUAUAUCCCGUAAACGUGAAAGAUCCGAAGAGGUGGAUAUAUUUGAGGCUAUAGCAGACGAGGGGGACGAUAAUAGUAAAAAGGAACAAUCGUCAGAAUAUUGGGAUGAAGAGAAGAGAAAAAACGCUGUCGGUGAAGAAAUGCCUGAAUACAAUCCUAUGCCAGAUAAUAUUUCACCCAGAAAUUCAACCGAUGAACAAGAUGACGAUAAAUCAGUUGAUGUUGAAUCGGAUGGUGAAGAAAGAAAAAAAUGCGACAAGUCUAAAAGGCCUAUGUUGGAUGACAUCAAUAAUGAUGAUACUGAUCCCAUCGUACCGGCAAAAAAGGUGAAAGUUAAUGAAGAGAACGAUGAAGACGAGUCCGAAGAGGAUUUCGCGGAAAAGCUUUUGGAAGAAUUUUUCGAGGGUAAAGCUGGUGAUAAUGUCACCUCUGGGGAUGACAUGGACGUAGAGAGUGAUGAACAGCAGGAUCUUCAUGGACCAAAGUCCCUACUACCGCCCGAAGCAUUUUUACCUAACCAAGCAGAUAGACUUGUUGAAGAGGGUAGUGCUUCGCCUGCUGAUGUUUCUCGAUCACGAGUUAAUGUCGAUAAAAUUGCAGAAGAGGAAAAUCAAAAAUUAACGACUGAAAUCCACGAUCUUUGUCAGUUGUUGUCCAACAAACUGGAAUUCCUCAACAUUAACAAGGAUGGUGUGAACAAGCUAUUGAUAGUAUUAAUACAAAUGGAGACAAGAAUUAAAGAUUGGCGUGAGGGCAAUCUCAGCAGCGCAUAUAUGGUGAAAAAACUACGCGAUGCAGCCGAGGAAUUAAAAAGUUAUGAACAAUCGGCUAUACCACAAGGAUGGAGCUGCAAUUGGGACAGCACUUAUAAGAGAUAUUUCUACACAAACGACAAAACUGGCGAAUCACAAUGGGAUUACCCACAAACGCCGUCUGAGACGUUUCCAAUUGAAAAACAGAAAGUCGUAUCAGAAACUAACAUAAAAGAAAGCUCGUCGUCGUACAGCGUGUCAAAGUCUUCUAUAGAAAGCCAUAUAUAUCACCCAAAUAUCCUUCAAAACGCUACAUAUCCAGUUGUAACAGUCUCUCCGAGUACCUCUGUUUCAACGCAUAUUGGUCCAGGAAUCUCCAGCUUUGGAUUGUCCAUGAAUGAAACCAACUGCAAUAUGUUCUCGAGUACUGUUAAUCCUGAUCCUAACAAUGCAAACGUAUAUCCAGCUUUUCAGCCGACGCAAAAUCCGAUUCCAACUGACGUCACAAAAGAUCCCUAUAGACUCGACGAUGACAGCCCUCCUGCACCCGGAAGCACCACAGAGCAUGAGGUCACACCAACGCCUCCGGGAUCGUCUUCACCCCCGCCACUUCCAAACGAUUUGGAAACGAUCGCCCCACCACCCCCACCACAGGAACCACCUCCUGUUUCAGAGGAUUGCAAACAGUCUAUCCAAACUGAGCAUGUAGAUAAAGGCGGCAAGAUAAAGGCAAGUCCACCUCAUCUAACCAACGUUAAUAGUCAAGGAAGUCGGAGUUCAGGAUCAUCUCCUGUCCCUGUGCAGCCAAUUACGAAGCAAAAAAAGAAAAAGUCGAAAUCGUCUGGCGCCAUUCGAACUUCCAAAGUAAAACAGAUGUCGUCAUUAGUACAAAAAUGGCAAGCUAUCAAAAGGCAAGAGGAGGUUCUGUCUGAAGACGAAAGUGAUGAGGAACAUAGCGCAGCUAAAAAUGAAGCACAGAUAGAACAGUGGCGACAGGAACAAAUCAAAAGUGGGAUGGCCGUAGACAAUCCAAAUUUUGAAAAGAUUACAGGGGACUGGCGUGAACGUGUACGUAAGGCGAAAUUACGUGCUUUAACCGAUACUAAAUAGUCCAAAUAUGCAUUCCAUUCUGUAAUGAAGAACAUUACUUGUAUGCGAACUUUUUUUUUCAUUGCGCUCAUGCAAGCAUUCAAAUUACAUAUAUGUUAUUUACCGGCUGUGAGGUCAGGAUACAACGGCCGGACGUUUUUUUGAGACCGAGGGGAAAUAUUUCUCUAUCCGGGCCGAGCAAAGCGGUAAAUAACGUAUUUAUUUUUCUUACAAAAAGUAGCGUUCGGUCGUAUUAUCAUUGACAUUGUGUAGUCAGCCUCAUGCAGCAAUGGCGACAAAAACAUAACCAAUCAAAACCUGAACUGGUUAAUUUACUGAAUUUCACUUCAAUUAAUCGUGAUAAUCAUUUGGUCCAUACAUUUUAAAAAUCUUCAGAAAAACAAAACAAAUACGCUUUCGGUGGAGCAUAAAGUAUAGUUUUGGAACGUGAUCAGAUAUCGUAAAAUUCCGCCCGCUGCUACAACCAAUCAGAUUGCAGGAAAGGCUAGGAUUCCUCCCACUGCUGAUUUGUAAAAAAAUAAAAUAGGAUACUUUCUGGUUUCCUUUUUUGUGAAAUGAAAAAUAUAAAAGAAACGUUAACUUGUGUAAAGAUGUACAGUAUACAAUAUAGAAUAUUAUUUAAUCUCUGUAGAAUAUUGUAAGUCAUGUAAAGCCUUCCAGCAACCAUAUGAAUGAAACUGGUUAGCGAAUUAAAGUUUUUUAGAAGUCGAAUUGUGACGGCACUUUCCACCGUCGUAUGGAACUCCAGAUUCAGGGCCUUGAAUGCCUAGGUUCUUAACUGAUUUAUACAUAGUUCAAUAAAGGCAUAAAAAAAUGGCUAGUAUAUCCACCAUGCCUUAAUUCCAAUGUAUAUGGUCCGACUGCGUGAUCCAGGUUCGUUUAUAUAUCGAUGUUUCUCUAGCAAUAAUAAUCAUUGUUAGACUCUGAGUUGACGAGGGCUACGUAUGUCUUUACCAGGGAUAGGAUUGCGUUUAUUAGGUAUUGUGUGUAAAAAAACUAAUAUUACAGCUGCUAUAGUUAUGUAUGUGCAAGAAAAUGAUUAAAUGAAUACAUGCAUAUGCACUUCCUACAACAGCGUGUCAUUAGU
Dendronephthya gigantea is the source of this 4009-nucleotide messenger RNA. RefSeq names its product formin-binding protein 4-like. Lineage: Eukaryota; Metazoa; Cnidaria; Anthozoa; Malacalcyonacea; Nephtheidae. Bases 145 to 2922 code for a protein of 925 amino acids. The record is from RefSeq and is a predicted model, not a curated record. Gene Ontology annotation, molecular function: protein binding. The transcript is spliced from 22 exons.